Chanos chanos (milkfish) is the source of this 1074-nucleotide messenger RNA. RefSeq names its product homeobox protein Nkx-2.3-like. The transcript is spliced from 2 exons. The record is from RefSeq and is a predicted model, not a curated record. NCBI's taxonomy places the organism in Eukaryota, Metazoa, Chordata, Actinopteri, Gonorynchiformes, Chanidae. The coding region runs from base 1 to 1074 and encodes 357 amino acids. Gene Ontology annotation, molecular function: DNA-binding transcription factor activity, RNA polymerase II-specific; RNA polymerase II cis-regulatory region sequence-specific DNA binding. Gene Ontology annotation, biological process: cell differentiation; regulation of transcription by RNA polymerase II. Gene Ontology annotation, cellular component: nucleus.
AUGUCACUGAACGGGACCAGUUACCUUGAUGCAAGCGCACAGGACCCUAGCAUAAUGCUUCCGAGUCCAUUAACUUCGACGCCGUUCUCCGUCAAAGAUAUUUUGAAGCUGGAGCAGCAACAGCGUCAAUCUCAACAGCAACAGCAACAGCAGCAGCAGCAGCAGCAGCAGUCCAGGCACCUCGAGCACCAGUCCCGCGCGCAGCAUUUGCACGCGGAGUCGUCCGGGCAUUUUCAGGGGCCCCCUUCUUGCAUGCUGGCUGCAGGAGAUAGUCCUCGCUUCUCGGACGGAGACGAAAAUAUGGCUUACCUAAGUGCCUUGGCAGUCCGGGACGGCCCCAGCGAGGCCACCCUCACUCCGGAUAUGUAUGUCCACACGACACUGGGAUCAUUGGGGGACUCGAAAUUGGACGGUGAACUAGAGGAGCCAGACAACAAGAGCUGCGGAGUUGUUUCCAAACCACUGGGGGGUGAAGAUGGCGGGCAGGGAGAGUCAGAACGGCCGCAGAAACAGAGGACCAGAAGAAAACCCAGGGUUCUGUUCUCUCAAGCCCAAGUCUUUGAACUUGAGAGACGCUUCAAACAGCAGAGGUACCUUUCAGCUCCAGAGAGGGAACACCUCGCCUGUACCCUAAAACUGACCUCCACACAAGUCAAAAUAUGGUUCCAAAACAGGCGGUACAAGUGUAAGCGACAACGCCAGGACAAGACUCUGGAAAUGGCUGGGCAUCACCACCCGCCUCCUCCACGGCGAGUGGCGGUACCAGUUUUGGUCCGAGACGGUAAACCUUGCCUUGGUGGAUCACAGAGCUACAAUACACCAUACUGUGGGUCGAACCCAUAUAGCUUCAAUGGAUAUCCGGCAUACACAUACAGCAAUGCGGCAUAUAACAGUAGCUACAGCUGCACAUAUUCCAGUAUGCCCACUCUCCCUCCUACUACCACGGCCAAUGCGUUUAUGAACAUGAACUUGGGGAACAUUGGGGGUCUGGGCGGUUCUGCCCAGCCCCAAACGCACCAGGGAACGACUGUCACACCUUGCCAAGGCUCACUACAGGGUAUCAGGGCUUGGUAG